This is a messenger RNA of Cucurbita maxima (winter squash), 1438 nucleotides long. RefSeq names its product cycloartenol-C-24-methyltransferase-like. Gene Ontology annotation, cellular component: endoplasmic reticulum. Bases 262 to 1305 code for a protein of 347 amino acids. The record is from RefSeq and is a predicted model, not a curated record. Gene Ontology annotation, molecular function: sterol 24-C-methyltransferase activity. Gene Ontology annotation, biological process: sterol biosynthetic process. The transcript has 14 exons. Lineage: Eukaryota; Viridiplantae; Streptophyta; Magnoliopsida; Cucurbitales; Cucurbitaceae.
UCAAACGUGGAGUGGGCGCUGUCCUUCACGAGCACCAGAGAGAGUUUUAUUUUAUUUUUUUUUGCUUUUUUCUUCUGCGUGUCAUCAUUUCUCUGUAUUUUUUUUCAUUUGUUUGUUGCUUGUUGUUUGUUUGUUCGUCCGGCUUCACCAUUUUGAUUGCUCUUUUAAAGAUUCCUCAUCCAAUUUUCAUCAAAUUGUCCUUCUGGGUUUGGAUCUUCUUCGGCCUUCGACAUCUUCCAUACACCGCUUUUGAUCAUACCCAUGUCGAAAGCUGGAACGUUGGAUCUUGCGUCGGGCCUUGGCGGCAAGUUGGACAAGAACGAGGUCCUUUCCGCCGUUGAAAAGUACGAGAAAUAUCAUGUUUGUUAUGGAGGUGAAGAGGAGGAAAGAAAAGCUAACUACACUGACAUGGUUAAUAAGUACUAUGAUCUCGUUACGAGUUUUUACGAGUUCGGUUGGGGCGAGUCUUUCCAUUUCGCACCUCGAUGGAAGGGUGAAUCUCUGCGGGAGAGCAUUAAGAGGCAUGAGCACUUCCUUGCUUUGCAAUUGGAUUUGAAACCUGGACAUAAGGUGUUGGAUGUUGGAUGUGGAAUUGGUGGACCACUUAGAGAAAUUGCGAGAUUUAGUUAUACUUCCGUUACUGGAUUGAACAACAACGAGUACCAGAUUUCACGAGGGAAGGAACUGAAUCGUGUUGCCAAAGUGGACAAGACUUGUGACUUUGUCAAGGCUGACUUCAUGAAGAUGCCAUUCCCUGACAAUUCAUUUGAUGCAGUAUAUGCAAUCGAAGCUACUUGUCAUGCACCCGACGCAUAUGGAUGCUAUAAGGAGAUAUAUAGAGUGCUAAAGCCUGGCCAGCAUUUUGCUGCCUAUGAAUGGUGCAUGACUGAUGCUUUUGAUUCAAAUAAUCAAGAACAUCAAAAGAUAAAGGCGGAAAUUGAGAUUGGCGAUGGUCUUCCAGAUAUCAGGUUGACAGGACAAUGCCUCGGAGCUUUAAAACAAGCAGGUUUUGAGGUCGUUUGGGAGAGAGAUCUUGCUGUAAAUUCGCCUCUUCCGUGGUACUUGCCUUUAGACAAAAGCCAUUUCUCACUGAGUAGCUUCCGUCUGACAGCCAUUGGUCGUUUCAUUACUAAAAAUAUGGUCAAAGUACUGGAGUUCGUUCGACUUGCCCCCAAGGGUAGCCAAAGAGUUCAAGAUUUUCUAGAGAAAGCUGCUGAAGGGCUAGUUGAGGGUGGAAAGAAAGAGAUAUUCACACCAAUGUAUUUCUUCUUGGCCCGGAAGCCACUUUCAGCCAGUGAGAAGUAACUUAUUUGCUGCUGCUACUACUCAGUUGUGGAGAGUUUUUGCUUAAUUUAACCAUUCUAGAGCUUCUUUUACUUCUUUUUGGCUUAAUUUCUUGUUUGUUCUUUUAAUCCAAUAAAUGAGUUUCUUUUUAACA